AUGAAUAAUUCCAUUGCUAGGAUUGUUGAUCUACCUGAUGAAAUUUUGGUUACUAUUUUCAAAAAACUACAUAGUUUUGAUGUAUUAUAUUCACUUGUGGAUGUUAAUAAAAAACUCGAUAAAGUGGCAUGUGAUGUUACUUUCACUCGAUCUAUUGAUCUAACGACGAUAUCAUUAGAUAAAGCGGAUGAUUCAAGAAUUAAUGCUAUACUUGAUCGAUUUUGUAUGGGCAUAUUACCUCGAAUUCAAAAGAAGAUGGAAUGUCUUGCUAUUCAAGCAUGUUUCUUACAACGUGUUUAUCAUGCUAGCGAUUAUCUUAACUUACGCAGCUUUACUAUCGUCAAUCUUGAACUCAAAAUGACUCCUAAUAUUUUCUUUAGUAUGUCACUUGAUCACUCAAUGUUUAAUGAAUAG
This is a messenger RNA of Rotaria sordida, 414 nucleotides long. The record is from the annotation of a GenBank genome assembly. Lineage: Eukaryota; Metazoa; Rotifera; Eurotatoria; Philodinida; Philodinidae.